AAACUAUAUCACAAUGCAAAAAGUUUUUCGAACAAAUGCAAAGUUUCUUGAGGGAACACAAUACUACAUGCAAAAGUAUUGUGAGUGAACGCAAAAGCAAUUAAAAAAAACUUUUUCUCCCAUUUCUUAUUUUUCCCAUCACUAUGUCCCCUAAUCUCAUCCUUUUUGACCCCCCCCAUUGUCCACAACAAUAUUUGAAAGCCUCCCCAACCACUCACAAUUUCUACCCAACAAAAUAUUUUAGAGCUUGGCAUAACUUUUUAGUUGUUUCCUUUGUCUUAUUUUAAAUAAUUUUAAGUCAUAUUGUGGCCCACUGGCUGAGAACCACUGCCUUAGAGACAAAAAAAAAAAAAAAGGUUAAACAGGUCCUGGAUGUUUUGUUUUUCCUACAAUGAAAGAAAAUCAUGCUAGUGAUGCCUUCACAAUGUACAAAGUUGGAUUAUGCACUAAUGUGAAGAGAAUGGUGUAGGUUAAGUUUUUCGGUGUUCAUCACAAAGCUAUUGUAUGGCUCCAGAAGACUUUGAGCACAAAACACUUCUUGUCAUACUGACUACUUUUAUGGUAAAUUUAUUGUGCUUUUUGUCCUUUUUUGAGCUUGAUUGUUCCUGGUUACUCUGUCGCUUUUCUAUACAUUUUUCAAAAUGUUUCAGUUUUUGUUCCAUAUGGGUUUGGAGCAACAUAAUGGUGAGUAAAUGUCAGAAUUUUAAACAAUUCCUUUAAAAUAUAAAGUUCUGUUCUGAUGACAACUGGAAAGUACAAUCUCACUAUUGAACCUGUUUGUGGCAACCUCAUAAUUGGUUUGGGUUCUGUUGUACUAGACAGGAGAAGGCUGAUGGUGUCACAGAUGCCUGCUGACCUGUUGCAUUAAACUUUCAGUAUGGUGUUGAACUCUCCAUGUCAGAGCCCAGGUUUGGUUACACGUGAAGCACCCCAUAUUCUACCAUACUGAGGCAAUACACAAACAAAACUAGUUUAAUAAUGGCUAUUUUUGCGGAUAAAGUUCGGACUUUUCUGCGUGCUCACGCGUUCACCUUCAUGAUGAUGGCCUAUGGCCUCUUGAUUAUCAUCGGUGCUGUUGUUUUGAUGAUAUUGGAGCAACCUGAGGAGAAUUUGCUCGUUACAGAGAUCCGUGAACUAAAAGCUCGUUUUUUGGCAGAGAACCCUUGUGUUAAGGAAAGCAGUUUGGAUAGUUUGUUAAUGAACGUGCUUUCUGCGAGUAAACGUGGCGUGGCCGUACUGAAAUCCGACAGCGAUGAAUGCAACUUCGACUUUACGUCGUCGCUGUUUUUCGUCAUUACCUUCCUCACGACCACAGGUUAUGGCACCACUGUGCCCCUUUCGGAUGAGGGCCGUGUGUUCUGUGUUGUUUACUGUCUUGUGGGCAUCCCAUUCACCAUGCUGCUGCUGUCAAGCCUCACUCAUGCCCUUCUGCCCCGGGUAACACACACUCCUAUUCAGAACCUUCAAGUCUUCUGGGGACUGUCUCGCAACCAUGCUGCGUUGCUGCACUGCAGUGUGCUUGCCUUUUGCACAGCGACAUUGUUCUUUCUAAUACCCGCUGGUGCCCUCUGUCUGCUGGAGAGCAACUGGAGUUACCUGGAGUCGCUGUAUUUUUGUUUUAUCUCACUUAGCACGACUGGACUGGUUGACUACCUGCCUGGGAGGACGCAAAGCCUAGCAGCACGUCAGGGGCUGGAGUUCGCAACCUCCUGUUACCUGAUACUUGGGCUGAUUGUCCUGCUUGUUGUUCUGGAAAGCUUCUGGGAACUGCAGCAGGUUCAAGGCAUUCUGCGUUUUUUCGCAGGACCACGGGAGGGUGAGCUGAAGGGGGUGGGUUUGGAUGAGCUUGUGCUCAGUUGGGACAUGACAGGUCCAGAAGAGGAACCUCAUUAUACUCUUCCUAUAUCCACAAUCUCCCCUGCUUUCUCAGACUCACCUGCCACUCCAACAAUAGAGCUGCCACCAAUCUUUGACAUGCCACCCAUGGCGACCUCCAAAGAAAAUGUACCCCCUUCACUAAGACCAAACUCCACACCAGAUCUGUGUCAAUCCCCGUCCACUACAUAAUGGAACUGGACAUUGUAAGAAGAAUAAACAAUAUCCAGCAAUGGUGUGCCUCCAUAAUAAUAGCAAUAAUAGCUUUAGUAACUAGAAUCUGGCAAACACUAGGUGGCGGUAUUUGUUUGUUUUCUUCAAUACUCUUGGGCUUGCUCUGAGUGGUACAUGCAUUUAUAUUUAUAAUCUGUUUUAUAAACAAGUUACAUUUAUAAUACAGAUUAUAUGAAUAUAAAAAAAAUAUAAUCAAAGAUUAUGAAUAUAUUAUUCAUUAUUAAAUAUUUGAAAAACAAUAUUGUCCAACAUAUUACUAGUCAAAGUUUGGGCACACUUAUUAAUUCUUUAUUAUAAUAUGUGUUUUAUUUUCAAUAUUUGAAAAACAGUAAAGUAUAUCUACUGUUGAAAAGUUUGGGGUUGGUAAGAUGUUUAAAUGAUUUCAAAAAGACGUCUCAUAUGCUCAUCAGGCCUGCAUUUAUUUAUCAAAAACAUGGUAAUAUUGUGAAAUAUUAUUACAAUUUUUAAAAAAUAGAAAUGAAAGAGAUAUCUUUUGUAGCGUUGUAAAGGUCUUCACUGUGCCUUUUGAUCAAUUUAAUGCAUAGUUGACCCCAAACUUUUGGACCGUAUUAAAUGCUUUCUCAUAUAAUGUUAUAUUCUACCUUCUUCAAAGUAGCCUUGAUAACGGCUCAACCACCUGAAAUCAGUGCAUUCAGUUCAGUACUACUAUUUUACAGUAAUACUUAAACGCAUACCUCAGGUCUUCAGCGACCCGGUAUG
Molecule: messenger RNA, 2829 nt
Organism: Ctenopharyngodon idella (grass carp)
Lineage: Eukaryota; Metazoa; Chordata; Actinopteri; Cypriniformes; Xenocyprididae
Gene: kcnk7
Product: potassium channel, subfamily K, member 7
Exons: 3
Coding region: 979-2067 (362 amino acids)
Biological process (GO): stabilization of membrane potential; potassium ion transmembrane transport
Cellular component (GO): membrane
Molecular function (GO): potassium ion leak channel activity
Source: RefSeq, a predicted model, not a curated record